Anopheles stephensi (Asian malaria mosquito) is the source of this 3112-nucleotide messenger RNA. RefSeq names its product PR domain zinc finger protein 10 (gene sens-2). The transcript has 8 exons. Gene Ontology annotation, molecular function: RNA polymerase II cis-regulatory region sequence-specific DNA binding; DNA-binding transcription factor activity. NCBI's taxonomy places the organism in Eukaryota, Metazoa, Arthropoda, Insecta, Diptera, Culicidae. Bases 892 to 2616 code for a protein of 574 amino acids. Gene Ontology annotation, biological process: regulation of transcription by RNA polymerase II. The record is from RefSeq and is a predicted model, not a curated record.
ACUAGGAUUGUUGUGAAUAUUUCGCCCUUUCGCAACGCGGACGUGGCUGGCGGCGUGUUUGCUGGUUUCGGAUUGAGGAUCAGCCGUGGUUUUGGUUCGUCUUUUGCUUUUCCGCAAACAUCGGAGCAAUCCGUAGCAUGCCGUAUCAAUCCCGGGGCUUACCGGGGUUCGCCAGAGAGUAGAUUCGAGAGUGAGCUUUCGAGCAGCAAUACACUUGCCGGUCGAUACAGUGUUAGUGAAUGCAGAACCACUGGCAGCUACGAACUGCCAACAGUAACGUGUCGCGAGGCUUCUGAGCAUAAGCUGGGCGAAAGACGGAAAGAGAUAAAGAUCUGCGAAGCUUUGGGAUGUGCACAGCGCCGAGCGUGCCGGUAGGAAGCGGAUGGAGCAACAUCAACAACAUUACUCAUUCCACGGUGGUAGUCGUUGAAUCAGCGGCAAUCAUUGAAUCUUUGCCGAGCCCACAUCAAUGAACGACCAAACAGUAGCGAACUGAACGCUGACGAGGACAGCGGGCGUGAUACGAAGAAGUGCAACAACAUAUGCUCGCAAUAUUCGGUCGACCAAAAAAGAGUGCGUCUGGCAAACGGAAUUGUGCCGCUCUGGAAACAGAUGUCGCGAGUGUGAUGCUUUCGGUGGAUGAAUAAUGAUCCGGCGCCGCUGUUGUUCAGCAGAUAUAUUGUGGAUCUAGUGCAGUGUGUUUUUGAUAAGUGAAAGUGCAGAAUAGUAAAAUUCAAUUCAAGCUAAUUUUCUGUGACAUAUACGCAUAAUCUGUUGGAAGCAAAUUCGGUGCGACGCAUUUGAUGAAAGGAGUUAAUAGCAGCGUUUGGUCCCGUCGUAGGACCCGUGUAGCGUGCAUUGUAGCGUUAGUGUUUCGCGAAAAUUGUCUGAAUGAUGGAAGUAAGUGAAGUGCCGCAAACGCAUCAACAAUCGAUGCAAUCAAUAUCACAACAGCCGUUGCAAUCUCAAUUACCGUUGGAUUUUAGUGUCACGAUGGUGAACAUCAAGCUUAACAAUGUCACCAUGAGUCCAAACGGUGGCAGUAAUAACAAUAAUAAUAAUAACAUCAGUGUGAUGAUUGGUAAAGGUGGCAGCACGGAAACGGGGACCGUGACCGACGAGAACAAGGCAAGUUCGCUAAACGGAGUUAACAUUUCUAGACCGAUGAGUCCGAACGUGUUGCUGACGGUGAACAGUAACCCAUCGGUGCACGGCAAUGGAAGCAGCAACGGUUCGUCGAUGACAAGCGCCUUCAAGGUAGUGACACCGCGAGGAAAGGCCGACGCACCAACAACACCUGCAAACGGAUUUUCGCCUUUAAUUUUCAACAACGAUCUACUGGUAAAUCACUACCGCCGUUUGCUUCAUCCUGCGGCCGUACCACGACUUCCCAGCGGUGCCAAUGGUUAUAAUGAUGUGCCUGACAAUCCACCCAAAAUGGGCCAUAGAGACGAAAUCAAGUUCGGAGUAAGUCGUCUGGUGAAAAACGAAUCCGAGGAUGAAGAUAACAACAACGUUUAUCAUCACCCUGCCCAUCAUACUCAACAACACCUACCACUGCAUGCUACCCAUCUGCAGCAGCAAGCCUUGAACGGUCAGAAGCUGUCAGCGCUAUCGAGCGGAUACGACUCGAGUGCCCUCAGCAGCCGUUCGCGCUCCCGAAGCAGAUCGCGGUCACGGGACCGUUCAACCCGCUCACGAUCCUCCUCCAUCGAGCUGGAAGUCGACUCACCGCCACCACCGCGGAUCAAUCCCUCGCCAACGACGGAAGUUCCACAUGUUCCUAAAAACUCCGAAGCCUUCUCGGUGUCGGCCUUGUUGAAGCGAGAAGUGGAGCCGAAAUCGAAAUCUCCCCUAUCAAAUGGAUCAUUCGAUUCGAUUAGGCCAAAUUACACACAGUUCUACGAACAAAGCAUCCUCAACAGACCCUUGUUUCCUCCGUUUCCGUUCUUUGCUAUGCUACAGCAGCAAGGACACCAGUUGAAUCCUGCGUUGGCAAACUAUCAUCCGUCAACUCCAGAGGAUAUACUGCGGUUACGUCACUUCAUGACACAAAAUGCGGCGGCUGCAACGGCCGGUGCUGGUGGAGCACAUCUGGACUUCAGUCACCCACACCAUCCACACCAUUUGCUAAUGCGACCCGAUGUACAUCCACGAAGAACACACAACGGAAAACGUCCGUACGCCUGUGAGCUAUGCAACAAAUCGUUUGGCCAUGAAAUUAGUUUGAAUCAGCACAGGGCUGUGCACAAUGUGGAGAAAGUGUUUGAGUGUAAACAGUGUGGAAAGGCCUUCAAGCGGUCCAGUACGCUAUCGACCCAUCUGCUUAUACACAGCGACACCCGGCCGUAUCCUUGCGGGUUCUGUGGGAAACGGUUCCACCAAAAAAGUGACAUGAAGAAGCACACGUACAUUCACACCGGCGAAAAACCCCACAAGUGUCAGGUGUGCGGAAAAGCCUUCAGCCAAAGUUCGAACCUCAUAACGCACUCGCGCAAACACACCGGCUACAAACCAUUCCAGUGUGAGCUGUGCCACAAAGCAUUCCAGCGCAAGGUGGACCUACGACGGCACAAGGAGACGCAGCACACGGAGAUUCGCACUAUGGUCAACUAACCCAAGGCCCGACCGGAGUUCACCAUGACAGCGAUCGCCUCUAACAGUUCCACCGUCGCAUGUCUGCGGGUUGUUCCGGAGGAUGACCGCAGCGUCGUGAUGCUUCCUGGACCCGAAGAAUCUGCUUCGCAGUGUGCCGGAACGGCCCGGACACUAUCACCUGGCUCGAGCGCUUCCCCAAAGACUGUGACCGGGGACGUUGGAGAGUUUAUCGUGAUCGACUGAUCGUACAGUGAUACCGGCAGUGGGAUAGUAAAUUUAUGUUUGUAAAAAUUGUACAUCCGUAGUACGUGACAUAAAGGCAGCUUAAUUAUUAGAUGUAUAAUAGACCUAAUAGUAGAAUGGUGUAUCAUACUUUCUGUUAAACAAUCUUCUGUUUGCAAUGUUUCGUAUCCGGUUCCUUUCAUUGAUAGAUGUAAGAAAAAAAGCAAACAAACGCAAAAUACGAUCAAGUGUGUGCACAGCAUGACAUACCAUUUCUUCGUGCGAUGUCAUC